Molecule: messenger RNA, 477 nt
Organism: Lolium perenne
Lineage: Eukaryota; Viridiplantae; Streptophyta; Magnoliopsida; Poales; Poaceae
Source: RefSeq, a predicted model, not a curated record
AUGAUCCACGGCUCCUGCGCCGGCAUCCUCCUCUUCUCCUUCGGCAGCAGGCUCUACGCCUGCAACCCUUGCACGCGCCGCUGGGCACGCCUCCCGCCGCUCCACGUCAACCACCGCAUCAUCGGCUUCUACGCGACUGGCGUCUACGACGACGAGGCAGGUACUGAGUGCUACGUGCUGUACGACGACGGCCCGGAGAACGAUUGCGUCUACUGGAUCUUCAGAGUGGACGCAUACGCGGAGACGAGGUACAUCGGCCGUCCGGUCGCAGGCGAGGGGGUCGUCCUUGAUCUUGUGCUGGCCAACGGGAUUGCUCCUUCUUACCUGAUCCCGCCCGUCCACUUCCGCGAUUACCUGUGCUGGCUGCCGCGGUCCACCCAGGGCACCAGCGGCAUACUCAUCUUCAACACGGCCGCCGAGUCCUCACUACACCAGGCAUUUUUAAGGUUGCUAUACUGCCUGCAAACAUUCAAGUAA